ACUUGGGCGCGUGAACAAAGCCAACGACAUCCAUAAAGGUAUCCCCGUUCGGUAUAACCGAGUACUUUUACAUAUCAGUUCGUUGGAAUAAACUAAGGGAUGAAUUCUUCUAACGAUACCGCCUCAGUUAUACAGCUUUACACAGACACCGAGAAGGUUGUGUUGAUCACUCUGUACGUGGCGAUCUUUACAGUAGCUCUAUUUGGCAAUUCUAUUGGAUUGUACGUAGUUUGUUUGAAGACAACUUCUAAGAGAAUACAUAAUCUUUUGAUCAAGAACCUGGCAAUCGCUGACUUGUUAAUGACAUUGACUAUUAUGCCAUACUCAGUGCUUUUCAUGUUCCUUCAACCAAACCUAUGGUUUGGAGGAACUUUUGGGACAGUCACGUGCAAAGCGUUUUUCUACGUCAUGCCUGUUUCAAUUGCUGCAUCCGUGACAACGAUGGUGGUCAUUUCUCUGGAUCGAUUUUGGGCCAUCUAUUUCCCACUCAAUCAGGCCGUUUUCCAGAAGCAUAAAACAGUGACAGCGGCGAUAUGGCUCAUUUCUUUGAUUUCCACGACGCCAUAUUUGUUACUAUACAAUGUUUUCAACGUGGGGGAGUACUCUUAUUGUGUUCAAGACUGGCCUUGGGCAAAUAACCCGAUGGACAAAAUUUUGGCCGUGCGGACAUUCUACGUUGUUUUAUUUGUUUUGCUCUAUCCCGUCCCCCUCUCCAUUAUAACCGUACUCAACAGCAUCAUUGGUCGCCGUUUGUGGUUUCACAGGAUACCAGGAAGUAUCUCUAGUGCUCCAAGGACACCCGUUGAACUCUCAAGGCGGAAAGUUGUCAAAAUGUUAGUCGUAAUUGUCUUGACCUUUGCGCUGUGUUGGUUACCUACACAUGUGAUGCAUUACCUCGUGUUUUUUGAACAGGCCCAAAUUACCGCGUUGACAGCGAAUUUGCUUUAUUGGGUGUCGCAUGCAAACAGUGCGAUAAAUCCUUUGUUAUACAUCGCCUUCAACAGAGCUUUUCGUUUGGCAUUUAUGGAUGCCUAUGUUGCAAUGGUCAUGUGUCCUGUACACGCAGUCAGUGCAUGUGUAGGGUACAUCUCUGGAGAGCAAUCCGUGCCGGAACUGCAAACAAGUGAGCGUCUUGUGGUACUCCGGCAGAAAGCGCACUCGUUUCGCGUUGCACCUUCUUCAGAACGUGCACAAGACAAUGAAAAGGUGAACUAUGACACUAAGCUUUAAAUCUCUGUGUACGGCGCAGGCUUUAGAGAGAAAAACAUUAGCUGAGUUAACUGUUCUAAAAGUUAUUUCAAUUGCUUGCACUUGACUUGAAAAUCAAUUUUGAAACGUGGAAAAUCUGAUGAUCAUACAAUUUUCAUGACGAGGAAAGUGCCAAAACUUGAUCAAGUGUUUCCGUUAAAAUAAAUUUCGUGAUUGUUCAUCAGUUAGUUGUAUCGGUAUCAACGUAAUGUUUGAGGUUAUAUGGAUAAACUAGUGGCGAAAAAAAUCUUCACAUGAACAGGCAAUUUAUAUUUUAAGAUGAAUCAAAAAAAGGACCAUUAUAAUUUCUCAUUGAUUGACAUAUAUAUAACGAUUGUGUCUAGUUGAUUAAGGCUUUUUCUGUUUUACGUCCUGAUUUCCCCAACCAACUAGAAGAUUAUUCCAAAUUUUCCGGAGUUAGUUAAGUCUAGUUAGGUAACACUGAUGAAAUUAAAAAUGACAAUUUCUCCAAUGUUAGGGGGUUUAUACGAACUAGUAUUCAUUGAUGUGAAAGCGAAGAUGCCCUUGUGUUCAAUGUACUUCGGCUGCAGAAUUAUGGCGUUUAAGUUACGAUUUACUUUGACAAAACUUUCGUUUUCUUGCCUAUAGCUGACAUUUGAAGUGUCUCAAAUCGAUUCACGUGGGGUCGUUAGUUGCUGCAUUUGAAUUUUCUCCUUUAUUUCGUAGGUAAACAAUUAACCGAGCUCUUAAAUUUCCAGCUUUCAGGUAAUAGAAUUGCCAUAGGGGGAAGAGGGGAGGGUGAGUGUGUGGAGGGGGAUAUCAUAGUUACGAAUUUCACACCGAGAAGUAAUUAUACCUCGAAGAUUCUUUGAAUUCGCGCGUUUUUGCCAACUUAAGGUAUCACGAUGAUCUCCUACUAAUUUACGGGUACAGAUGGUCCCCAACAGAUACUCAGUUACAAAAAGGGUACCAAGUGCUGCCACGAAAGCAAGGAGAAAUCCCACUGGCAGUAACUGCUAAAGAGAAGUAAAGAAACUAAGGAGAUAACAAAAAGGAAAUAAAAAAUAUCACUCCCCAUUAUGUAAACCUUGGUCUGAUUAAGCCUCAUGAUAUAAUAAACUUAAGUACGUGUCAACUGUU
Pocillopora verrucosa is the source of this 2349-nucleotide messenger RNA. The record is from RefSeq and is a predicted model, not a curated record. NCBI's taxonomy places the organism in Eukaryota, Metazoa, Cnidaria, Anthozoa, Scleractinia, Pocilloporidae.